UUUAGUGUUGGCAAAAAUAUUUGUGUGUUAAAAAAUAUAAAGUAAUUUGUGCUUUAGUGAAUUUCUACAGUCAUCUAUAAUACAUACAUACAUUCUUCCACAAAAAAAAAAAAACACAACACGCUGGGAUUAAAGUUAUUGCAGAUCAUUUAACACAGCGUAUUAACGGGACUUAAAUCAUUGUAAGCUGCUAUAGACGGCUAUGCGCCAGCGCCGUGUGCUAACAUACUCGCCGUAUAACAAGCAAGCAGCGUGUGUGUGACUGCGUGAAAAUCGUUAAACGUACAUCAAAUGAAUUUUAAAUGUUAAAACAAUCACUUUUAAUCUAAAAUAAAGUGCGCGGAUAAAGUGUGAAUGCAAAGUGAAAAAUAAUAAAAGCGAAUUAAAAAAAAAGUAAAUAUACAAUAAAUGUCGGUGUAUAAAUAUAAAUAUACAAAUCUGCGAGUGCGUUAAAUAAAACGAAAUAAAAUUACAAAAAUAAAAUAAAAUAAAUAAAAAAUAAAAAAGCAAAGUGAAAUAAGAAAUUACAUAGUGGAGUGGCGCAUGAAAAUAAAACAAAAAAUAGAAAUAAAAUUAAAUACAUAAAAACCAACGACAAUGCUGUGCGCUUAAUUCCAUUCGUAGCAGCAAAAUCCACGCCUGUCAUUUCACGAGGAUUAACACAUCACAGACGGAGUGGCAGUCAGCACAAACUCACAUACAGACACUCACCAACGUAUAGGCGCUUACAAUGAAGGUGUCUGCAGGAUAACUACGAGUGAGCGAACACACACAGUGCCACAAACAUAUAAAUUUAACGCUUAGACAAACGCGCCUUCGAUUUCGUAGAGCGGAAAUUGCUCGCUUGUCACAAGGGUUGCCAUCAUUUUCAGAUUAUCUUGAUUUUUAUGGAUUGCAAAAAUCAUCCACGAAAAACGAAGAUCUACACGGUUUACACAGUAAUCGAAUGAGAAAAUAAUAAUCUUAUCCAGGUUUGCCACAAAUAUUCAACAAAAACUUGGUCCUGGUCUUCGCCACAACGACUGUCAAACAUACAUACAUACAAAGAGCGUGGGGCAGCACACCAAUCAUCAUGCAUUCACCUGGAAAAUACGCACUAAUUUUCAAAUAGUUGGCAAUAAAAUCGCUGAAUGCGAGGAAUGCAAUCGCUGCGCACGCCAAAUUAGUCCACAUUUUUUUGUGAUACGCUACAGCAGUCAACUACCACACUGGCAGUGCAUGCGUCUUCAGUCUUCACUAAACACACCCACCGCCACACUGUGGACUAUCACUUUUAUCUGACUCUACUAAAAGUGUUUAGUUACCGCGCAACGAAAACUUGCUCCUUUGCCAAGGACGUUUCUGCGUUUCACUCGCGUCGGUACGCGCGUACGACGCUCGUAAACGAAACAACACUGACGAACGAGCUAGUGAGUUCUGGAGAGAGGAAGUGACGUGGAGGCAACUUUCGACAAAAGUUGAAGCUGCAAAGAGAUUUUUGGUUAUUUACGAAUUUCUGUUGAUUUGUUGAUUUCGUGGAUUGAAAGUUUGUGGCAUUAGCAAAUCAGGGCAGGAGACGAUACGACGACACAACGAAGGCGCCGCCAACACAAUUGCGAACAAGCGAACAACCAAAAAAAAGAAAGAAAUAAAAAGUCAACACAAUCAAAAGAAGUGAUAAAAUACAAGCAACAGCAGCAGCUGAAGGAAGAAGGAAGAAGGAGAAGAUUGGUGAAGAGAGCAACCGAAAGAGGGAGCAAGAGAGUGGGACGAAAGCGGCGGCUUUGUGGGUGGAAAGUUUGCCCAACAAACGUGGCCGCGCCAGCAAGCAAGCAACAGUAGUUGAAAUUUUUGUGGUGGCACAGCACAAACUCAAUUUUAGUUGGCGUUAGCGAGAUACUAGUUGCAAUUGUUGUUGUUGUAGUAGUUGUAGCGGCACCAAAAUCAAAUAAUCAAAGCAAACAUUGAGGCUGUAAUAACAAGACACGAUCUGGUGGACCAGCUGCAGCAACAGCCGUUACAAGCCAGCAUAAUACUAAAUGUGCUAGCAACAGCAACAGCAGUAAAGCAACAACAACAGCAGUAAAACAACAACAACAACAAUUCACAGAAACUACAACAACUACACUAAAACUAACAACAAUGUUGGCUAGUAAAGCCGUGCGGCAAGAUGAGCAAAGACGGCAAAGAUCAAAGUAUUAAAUAGCCAAAGCAGUUGCAGGCUUGUUGCCGAAGAAUAGAAGAAGCAAUUGCUGUAGUAGAAGCAGAAGAAGAAGAAGCGCAGUAAGUAGCAACACAGCAACAACAAGUCAGGCUGGUGGCUUACGCAACAAGCAAAAUAAGCGUUGCAAUGAAGUCGACGACGGCAGCUUGGUGGCAGACGAGAGACAAACAGACAACGAGCGCUUUUCCAGCAAUAACAACAACAAAAACACGCACAACAAACAAUUUGUGCAAUAUUAGAGCUUCAACAGCAGCAACAACAACAACAACAGCAGCAGUAGCGUCAAAGGAGCAGCGAAGGAUAAUGUGCACGAAGGCCGUUGAGACGCAUCAGCAGCAGCAGUCGCACGAAUGCACGGAUGAGCAAUGUGAUGACAGUAGAGACAACAAAAAACAACAACAACAGCAACAACAACAACAACAAGAAGAGUUCAAACAGUUUAAUGCCAAUGACUGCGCGGUGGAAGAUGUGCCAGCGCAACGAAACCCGAAAAAAGUAUCAGCAGCACACAACAACAACAAUACACUCGUGCACGAAACGAUGAACCGGCAGCAGCAGCAGCAACAACAACAACAGCAGGAACAGAAACAGAAACAGCAUCAACGAGGGAAAGCGCGUGACAAAAGGCAAUGGCAGCAGUCAAUGUGUGGCAGCGACAGUGGCUGUGGCACACGCUGUCUUCGUGCUGGAAUCAAGUGGAAAAUUAUAAUAUCAACAAUAAUUUUGCUAUUAUGCCGCACAAGUCACGUGCUCGCCAUACGAAAGGGUCGUCUCAUGUCCCCGAGCUCAUUCACUGCCCUAAGCGGUGAUCUACACGUACAGAUACAAUUCAGCGGUGAAGAUGUGGCUGCAGCCGGCAAUGGUGUUGUGGUGGGCGUGGCAGGCGCAGGAGUUGGGGUUAAAGAUGGCUGGACUGAAGUGGCGGCUGAUGAAGCAAACGUGCGGAGCUCGACAACAACAGCAAAUACGGCGUCAACAGCUACAAUGACAACAACGACGACAUCACGCACAACACAUCCAUUAGAUGGGUUGGGCUACCGUCAAGUGGACGCCAGUGGCGUUGGUGUGGGCGUUGUGGAGAAUACCAUUACAAGCACUUUGGUAAUUAGUAAAAUCAUUGAUGAUUUUUUGGAUGCAAUGGAUGCGUCGCCGUCCUCGUCUGGUAAUGAUACGUCGCAUAUGCAGCAUGCACAGUUCAAUAGCAGCUUAACGAGCAGUUCGAGUGCGGAAGUGACAACGCCGACAGCGUACAAUGACACCCACAAUCAGUCAAUGCCGCCGCCAACGAAAGUGUUGCAACGUCGCCGCAAAGAAGUCGUGCAGAACAUACCGGUCUUCCCCGAUCCGCGCCAUAAUGUCACACAAAUCUCGGUGCCCUGUCAGACGUUUACACGCGGCGGUCUGUAUGAAAUGCAGGUCGUAACCAAUUUGAAGACCACCGCGCCUGUAGCAGCAUUGAAUGGCAGCCACACUCAUGAACCAUUGCCCACCAUGACCACCACAACACUGAUGCCGGUCAUCGAUGAGCGCCUGCGUCAGACGCUCGAUGUGCGAUGGCCGAGCGCCGAUAUGCAAGUGACGCCGACACGCUUGCGCACCUAUCCCGAUCAACCGGUGGAGGUGGUGUUGCGCUUCCCCGAAGUGAAUUGUGAGCGCGCUUGGCACGAGAGCAACUCGCUGGAUUUACCGCAAUUUUGGUUGGAGCUCAUCUAUUGCGGCAAGCAACGCAGCUGCAGCGAUGUGUCACCACAGAAUGUUAGCAAAUCGAGCAUUCUGUAUAUGGAGCAAGUACGCGGUUAUCCGAAGCAUAAGGUCGUGCAACUGGGUUGCGAACUCUUCGGUUUGGCCGGCAAUUAUGCCGUGCAGUUGCGUCCGAUGGUGCUAGCGUCGAAUGUGCCCAUCACACGUCGCUUCCUCAGCGUCGAUUGGAGCGAUAAAUUUGUGUUUAAUGUUUAUGCGCGCAGCAUCUUCCCUUGCGAUCCUCACACGGGCAUCGGUGUGUUGUACGAGUAUCCAGCUUGUAUACUUGAGCAGGGUGAUCGUGUGCGCGUUUUCGCUAAGCUGCGCGCUGAUGUGGCAUCACUGAAACCGCCCACUACGCUGCACUAUGUUGCCGAGCAGCGUGUGGUGAAGAGUCAUCAUUCGCUCUACUUCAGCUGUGACUUGUUCACCGAGAAGUACGUGGAGUACUGCUUCGUCUAUGUGAGUCAAGCGAUCUCGGGUGCUGUCGCGGAUGUGCGUAUGGAUUGUGUGCCCACAUUGCCAGUUAGUGACUCCGACACUGGUGGCUGGGGACCGUGGAGCGAAUGGACACCAUGCUCGACGAAUUGUCUGGGUGGCACGCGUAAUCGUUAUCGAUUUUGUGACUCACCCCCACCGCGUUAUGGCGCUAAAUUCUGUGAAGGUCCCUCUGUGGAGACCGAAAAAUGUGGCAACGCCAUCGCCGAUACUUGGGAUUGCAUUUACGAAAGCAGCGGCACCACCUUCACCGCUGCUAACCGCACCGAAGUCAGUCAGGAGAUCGGACCUGGCUGCCGUUGUGGCUGCAUCGUACAUUUGGGUUCAUCAAAACCGAAACGCAUUUUAGCUGGCGCCACGCAAAGCUGUCCGGGACGCUCUUUUUGGCUCAUACAGGUGGAUGGCGAGCAGAAUAUUGCGCUGAAUUUGAACUUUUUGCGUUUGCCCUGUCCGGCGCAGUACAUCAAAGUACGUGACGGUCCGUCGCUCUCAUCGACGUUGCUCAUUGAAUUGAACGGCGGAAGUAAUUUAAAUAUGCCAACACAAAUAGAAUCGAGUGGCGCGCAAUUGUUGUUGGAAUUCUAUGCUGGCGAGCCGUCGAGUGAUGUGCAUGCCAACGCCAUUGGCCAUGACAACAACAGCAAAAGCAAAAGCAAAAGCAACAGCAGCAACAAUAACACUGUGGUGGGCAGCGUUAAUGCCGCUUGCACCGGUGGCUUUUUGGCGAAUGUCGAACAAAUUGCAGUGCGCAAUGAGACAACAACAACUGUGCUGGCCGCAGCCACCAGCAGAUUGUCGGCAAAGAAUCGCAACGUUUCGCAGAAGCCAAAAUUUAGUCGUUCGAAAUUUACGUUGGUCCACUUGAGUGCGGUGGUCUUUGCCAGCAUCAUUAUCUUGAUCAGCGCCUUGUUGGGUGCGCAAUAUGUUGUACGUUAUCGCAAGUACCAUUUGGCAGUGGCGCGUCGUCGUGAUGAAGGCUCACGCCUGCAUACGCCACGCGCCUCCAUGAGCUCACUGCAAGGACCGCCAUCACGCGCCAUUUCGACUACCACACUGCUAUCGGAGGUCAUCUAUUUGGUGAAGAUGCGUCCGAAACAUCAGUUGCGUCAUUCCAUAUUGCGGGAGAGCGUCGAUGCGGAGAAUUUGGCGCGCGAAACGGAGUUCAAUGACCCGGAAGAAGGAGAAGAGGAUGCCAAAACGACGACACGCAUGGUAAAAUGCGAUGAGGAGCGUGGCAGCUGCAGCUCGGUUGUCACUUUGCGCAAUGAAAUCUCACAAUCGCCCGAAUCUGUAAGUGGCAUCAGCCGUUCGCCUUCAUUGGAGGAUGCCUUGGGCUCCACUACGGGCGCCGGCGAGACCAGCGGCAUUUUUAGUGGCACGCUGACACGCAAGGACAGCGGUAAGGACACCGAGUCGAUCAUUUCAUCGGGCAUGAGCUCAAUUUGCGCCAGUCCGCCUAUACGGCAUUCCGGUCGUUUCAACCGUUACGGCCCCUCGGGCACAUUAAUGCCACAGUCAGCACAACGCCUGGACGAGACGACGCUUAGCGAUCGCGACUCAUUGCGUUCGUCACUGCGCGAAUAUGUGUCACGUUGUGCGAGUGCAUCGCUGACAAAUGGCUGCUAUUCACCUGCUGCAAGCGUGGUCAGUACAGCCACCAUACGCACCACCAAUCCUAAGGAGAGUAAAGAGAAACAGAAUCGCAAAAAGUUACUUGCCAGACCCGGUUCCGAAUUCUCACUGGGCAAUCAGGAAGAGCUCGAGCUCGAUUACUACGAUUAUAAUGUGAUAAAUGCCGGCGCAGCACCGGGCUCCUAUUUGGGUAUGGAUCCGGCGCAACUGAUCUGGGUGCCACCGCUUGAGGUGAUCACCGAUCUACGCGAUGAGGAUGAUAAAACACCGGAGCCCAUGCAAGACGAGCCCGAUGAGACUGAACCGCUCUAUGAAGAGAUCAAAAUGCCGCGUUACGGUCAUUAUUUGAGCGCGCGCAGCAACACCGAGUCGAGCACCAACACCAACAGCAAUACAACACCCUCAUCCGAUGAGCUCUCACCGCUAGGCAGCCAUCUGCAUUCGAAGGCUUCUUCGCCCACAGCCGAAAUGAAUCUGAAGAACACAUUGCUGCAGCAAAACAUAUCCUCGAAUGGUGGCGGCAGCAAGCAACCCACACCAUACUUUUCACGCAAACAACGGCGCCAUGCCAAACCGCAUUCACGUUCCACCUCAUCGCUGCGCAGCGGUGGCGGACGUGAGGUUGUCAUACAAAUGCAACAGUUGAGUGGCACCAAAUCGGCACGCAAUAUACGCACUUCACCCACAGUAUCGGUGGAGGAGGCGCAGCAGAAUGUUGAGUCGGCGCGUGACUCGCCUGUAAUACCCGCUACUUUGGUCAAUUCCAUCACCGACUCGAUGAACGAGUCCAUGACGGGCUCCUAUGUGGAGAAAGAAACCUUGGUGGAGAAGCAGACAUCACCCGAGUUAAGUGAGGGUCUUCUAGGCAUAGACGAUAUACAAUUUGCCGAUGAGAGCGAAAGCGAUCAUGAUGUGUCCAAGCAAAAGUCCGGUAAAUACGAGCAGGUGAAGCCGAAAGUGGUCUCCUCAAUAAAGGCGCGCUUGCAGCACUCCUCAACGGUGGCGGCCAAAUUGAAGCGCAUCAGCGCCGAUAGUGCAAUAUUGGAGAAACGCGGCGGUCUAGUCAAAGAGCCAAGCUCGUAUCGCAUCGAAACGAAUGUAUGAGUAAUAAGUAAUUGGAAUUAUUUUGUGUGAAGAGCUGAGCUCACAAUGAUUUGAGGCGUUAUAUUUACAUACAUAGAAACCUACUUGAUAAUGCAUGCAUAAAUCAACACAUACAUACAUACAUAUAUAUAUACGAGUAUAAUAUAAAAUGGUAAGCGUAAAUUAUUAUUAUGUUAUAAUACUAAUACUAAUACUAAUAAGGGGGCGAGCUAUAAGUUUAGCUGGCAAUUUGUUCCAUUGAUUAUUAAUUAUAGGUAUACGUUUCGUUUCCUUUGCCAUGUAAAUACAUAAUGAUAACAGUAAUUAUUAAACAGUAGCUGUGUAGGUUUAAAAGCAACAAAAACAAAAACAAAAAUAACACUGUAACAGUUUAAAGUAUAUGGGUUAUGUGUAUUGUACUAAAAUAGCGUAAUAUUGGCGUUUUCUAAGUAAUCACACUGAACGUAUUUGAAUACCUUGUGACCAAAAAAAAAUGUUUUCAAACAUACAAACAUACAUAUUACAACUAAUAUCUGAUAGUAGCUAUUAAAUGUCUGCCGAGUUUAUUGAAAUUAAAAAAUGUGGUUUGUCGUGAAGUGGAGGCAAAAUUGAAAACGAAAAUUUAAAGUUGAUUACGGCAAACAUAUCGUUCGUUAAUCUUUCAAAACUCGUUAAGUCGUCUUAUCAACUUAUCUAUAUACUUUUCUCAAACUCGAAUUAUUUUUCAGUAAAAACCUUUUAUUUAUUUUUUCUAAAAUAAUAUCAUUAUUAUUUUGAUUAUCAUCCAAAAACUUUCAAGAUUUUCAAACGGAUCAUAACCUAUACUAUAUCAUCCUCAAACUAUUAUGAGAUCGAUCACAAUAUUUAAAAGAUGUAAACCUAGGCAAAAAAAAAAAAAACAUUAAGAGAUCUCCAACCAUCUCAACACCUAUACUAUAUAAUCCUCAAACUAUUGUGAGUUUUAUAAAAAUAUUUAGAAAAUAUAAACCUAACCAAAAAACAUUAAGAGACUUUACCAGUAUAACCCAUGAAAAAUUAGGCGAUUAUCGUGAAGCGAAUGCUUCGAAGUUUUUUCGACAUAAUAAGGUAUUAGGUCUACAACUUUGCUUCCGCCGUUUUUUUUUUUUUUUUUUGUAAAUUUAAGGCUUUUUUUCACUUGCCUCACCGUACGUAUCCGAAAUCAUUCGAUGAACCUCAGCCGCACUUUUAUUGGAAUUGAAAAAGAAAAGCAAAAUUUCCCGCAAAUGUCGAGAAAUCGGCUCAAAAAAUGACAUUUUCAGUUGAGAAUAAGUUUGGGAUGCAAACAGAUCUCUAAAAAUAUUUUGUUGGGUUCAUGUUGACACAAAUGUCCAAGAUUGGAAGCAAAGUUGUAGACAUAAUAUAUUUUCAGCAUAUACCAAAUUGACAAUUUUCAACCAAUGAUUUUAUAGUAAAUACAUUCAAGAAUACUAAGUUUUAAUUUGAAAACGAUCGGUCAAUUUAUCGUUGAAUUAUGAUGUCAGCAAUUUUGAAAAAUUUCGUUUCGAGAAAAACGCGUUUAAAGUUUCAACUAUAUAGGUUUAUGGCGGUCGUUUUAAAUCGCGGCCAUCCAAAAACUAUUUUUGAAGGGAUAUAAACAAUCGAAUAAGGAAAAUAAGUAUCGAUUUUUUUUAAAUGUCACAUUGGUAUAGUCCCUUAAUAUUUCUCCUAGUCAUAUGAAUCCUAGCUUUAAAUUUCCCGUCUCUAUAAUUUAUCAGGUUAUAACUCAAAGACUAUAUGAGAUUAUCAAGGGUAUUAAUUUCAGUCGUCUAUCUGUUUUUCUAAAAUAUAAACCGACUAUUUAUAAAGCAUAUUUAUUAUACACCCCUCUGCAAUAGCACAGAAUCUCCUGGAGAUUCGAACGAUGAAAUUUUCUUUUGCUGUUGUGUAACUUGUUCGACAAAAUUCAAAAAUUUCAAACGAUUGAAAAAUAGGUGUCGACGAAUUCCUAGUCGAGUUGAGCGAUUGAUCGACACUUACAAUAGCAACAAUAUUCGAUAGGGGUGAUAUAAAGUGUUUUCCAAUAAGAGAAGUAUGGAAAUAGUAUAACGGCGUCAAAUCGCACGACCGAAGCGGCCAAUUGGCCACUCGAUUGCGACAUACGCUGUGUGACUUGUGGCGCAGUCCUUUUGGAACCGCAUAUUGUCCAUCCAAUUCGGGCCAAAAAUAUUCAGUUAUCGUUGAGCGGUCAGACAGGAUGAUUAUGACGACCAUAAAUUGAACGUAGCGCUCUUAAAGUUGAGGCCACUAACUCGAAUUUCGGUAGUAAAUUUUAAUAAUUUCGACACGUUGCUGAAAUGGCAAACCUUACUGAAGAGAUGUGUCAAAACAGUGGGAAAAAUAUGGCGUCAUUUGCUAUUUCGGUCAACUUUUGUAGCGUCCCUUUUGAAAAACGCUUUACUUGUUCACUAUUUGUCGGAAAUUUGACUAAAUCAUGUAUCUCAACUUAGUACUUUUAUCUUCUCAUGCUCAAAAUUGAACCAUUUUUCGACAUUUUCAUCCAGUUAUUUAUACUAAUUUGAUGGUUAAUGAAUUUUCUUUAGAAAUUUUAUUCGAAAUAUUUUCUUUAAUUAAGGGAGAACAAAAUAGUCGAAGAGAAACUUAAAAAUUUAUAUUAUAAUUCUCGAAAAAUCAUAAAUAUACAUUUUUUGUCCCCUACACCGUAUUACUAAACGCUUAACUGCUUCUGACGAAAAAUUUUAGAACAAUAAUGCAAUUUUGGUGAUGAUCCCAAUUCACACUCAGUAAUAUUUUGAAGUUUUUUUCUUCAGAACUGUUAGUUGUAGAUGAUAGAUAUUUCGUAUCAGAGUUAUGUUCCCAAUUAUGUUAUCAAGAAUAAAUAUAAUGGAUUGCCUAUAGGAGCCAAUAUUUAAGUAUGUUCUUUACGGAGGGUUGUAUUUAUUUAAUGGUUAUGCCGAGAACUUUUACAUUGAUAUUUAGUAUCAUAGAGAGAUAUCAACAAUUUCGUAAUAUUUUUUAAAAAUUAUUUGAUUUUGAACUUAAAAAUAUAUAUUAAUUGUAAAAAUACUCUACUCAAGCUACUUUUCAAAAUUGCCUCCACUUUUCACCGCAAUAAAAAGAAUUUUCUUGCUAAAUUUCCUGAAAAAAAAAAAAACAAAAAUGAAACGAUAACCUAAACAAAUCUGUUAAAACCUGUACUCACUUACUUCGUACCUAUUUGUCCUCUACGAAAAGUAGUAAUUAGUUGAUAAAUAACGCACUUAGGUGUAGACUUUUACAAAAUAUCAGCAAACCAAAUUCAAAUAUAAUAUAUAACUACAUUUAAGAGAAGGAAAGUACUUUAAAAAAACCAAAAAAGCUAAAGAAUUACUUUAAUAAAACGAAACUUUAUUGAGAUAAACUGAAAAAAAAAAAGAAAAUGAAGGUAUUAAAUCUAAAUAGUGAUGAUAAAGAAAGCAGAAAAUAUACGAGUCAUGCAGUUGGAGAAUGAACAAAACUAUUAACAGUUUAUAUAAACGUUUGGAAUUUAUAAAAUGUGUUUCAAAAUUAGCGCGAAUUUAAUUUUUAUUAAAAUUUAAAGUAACACUACGCUUAAUGUGCAUUUAAUUGUUUGGUAAUUAAAAUUAAUUUAUUAAAUUUAAAUUAAAAAAAGGGUAAUUUGAAUAUUCAUG
Molecule: messenger RNA, 10806 nt
Organism: Zeugodacus cucurbitae (melon fly)
Lineage: Eukaryota; Metazoa; Arthropoda; Insecta; Diptera; Tephritidae
Gene: gogo
Exons: 13
Coding region: 2330-7177 (1615 amino acids)
Cellular component (GO): cell periphery
Source: RefSeq, a predicted model, not a curated record